ACCAUGACGAUGGAUCAUGCGGUGCUUAGAUCACAGACGAGAAACAGCAACCAGUUUUAAAGUGAAACUUAGAGGGACGGUAGUAGAUAAGAAGCACUUUUUCUUGUGAUCGUUACAAAACCACAAAAGAAAAAACUCAAUGGAUUGUGGAGUUAUUACGUCCAAGACCGUAUUGCUUUUCCUCAGUUUGAUUUUCUGGGUAAUAGCAGGUGUGCUCAGUUAUGUCGGAACUUAUGUCAUCCUCUCUUACAAGAACUACAAUCACUUCAUUGAAGACAAGUAUGUCGUGGUGCCUGCAGUGGUUAUUAUUGGUGUUGCCAUAGUGAUGUUCAUCAUUGGCUUGCUUGGGUGUUGUGCAACACUCCGAGAAUCUCGGCUUGGGCUGGGCUGUUUCCUGUUUAUAAUCCUCUGUAUCUUUGUUGGUGAGGUGACUGCUUUUGUUCUGGGUGUCAUCUACAGAGGGAAGAUAGGACCAGAUCUGACAAAGGGAAUGAGUGGUGUUUUCCAGAAAUAUGAUGGUCAUAAUGCCGAAAGCAGAGCUGUUGACUAUUUACAGAAGGAACUUCAGUGUUGUGGUGUCGAUAACUUGACUGACUGGAAAAAAACAGAGUGGUUCAAGCAAGGAAAUGGCACAGUCCCUGUGAGCUGUUGCAAACUCAGCUUCUCGAAUUGCACAGGGAAUGUGAGCCAUAUGGAGGACCUCAAUACCCAGGGCUGUAAAGAGAAACUUGCUGACUUCUUUCAGAGGGUUCUUAGCUACGCUUUGCUGGUCAUUCUGGGAUUUGCCCUUGUUGAGCUGUUUGGGAUGCUGAGCGUGUGUGUCAUCACCUGCAAGAGGAGAGACAAUGAUCAGUAUGGCUAUGAACCCCUGAAACUCUGGAACUGUGGCAUGACAGGCAUACAUAAACACUACUUAUUCACAGAAUGUAACAGGGAAACAGUAAAGGGACACGUUCUUAUCCAGGAAACAUUUGAUUCUCUAUUGCAGGAUCUUCCCUCUCUUAAAAAAGGAGAGAUGACCGAAGUCUGGCUAACGUACUGCUGAAAAUUCUACCUGCUUCAGAGGUUCUGUCCUCCUUCCAGCUGAAGAAAUUGUCUUGCUGUUUUAGAACUACUUUAUCCACAAGUUCAGAUCUUUAUGGUUUUAGUUUUAGAACUGUUUUCUCCCAUGAAAAGAUUGUAAUUAUUUUUUUUCCUCUAACCUAUUCUAAUUUGUUUUUAUUCACUGACAAGUAAAUAUGUUGACUCUGCAUUGUCAGGUCAGUAUUUAAGAGUAGCUGUUCUUUGAAAGCUGAUGCAUUUUGGCUGUUCAAGGUUCUUUGCAGUUAUGCAAGUGAGAUUGUAUUUCUAAAACACCUUGCAGAAAUAUUUCCAGAUUGAAUGAAUUUGUUUAAUGAUGAGACUGACAUGAAUACUCCUAGAGGUAAAAUAAGUUUUCGGCACAUGCUCUUUAAAGAUUAAUAAUUUGUUUUUUAAUCCUAAUGUACACAUGAGAUUUUUACAUUGUGCAAAGCUGAACAAGUGUCUGUUUAAAUGUAUUCCAUGUGCAUUCUUAAUGAAAAUGUAUGAAUAUUUGUGUAAUUUUCUGACAGUGAGUGACAGGGUGUGGGGCACUUUAUUACAGGAUUUAACUGCAGAAACAGAGCAGUCUGACUACCAUGGUCAGAAACAUAUACUUUAAUAAAACAAAAGUUGAUAAAAACAAAUAGAUGAGCAUUUCUGAGUUGUUAAAAAAAACUCAUUGGAUCUAAUAAAAUGAGGCUUAGUUAACUGUUUAAUGUAUGUGUAACCAAUCAAAAUUCUCUUAAUAAUGCAAACCCCUUGGCUUGUGAACAAAUCACAAUGCAAGAAUUCACCAUAAUCUUAAAUGAUUCCAAAUAUUGGUCAGAAUACUGGUAUUUAUACAUAAGAAUUACAAGAGGCGAAAACGAUUUGAGUUGUAUAAUAAAAGAAACAAUCAGAUAUGUUCGAUACUAACAUUAUCUAAUAACUAUGUAAAAACAACACUUGCUCCUUAUAGAUGCGUGUCAUCUCUUGGUGUUGCAUAUAACGUAUGUAAAAGGAAAUCAUUGGUUACUCCCCCAAACCAACUAUAGAACAUUCACAAAUUGAUAAAACCAAUCAGGUAUGUUGAAGUUUAACAUGAUCCAAUCACUAUAUGAGAUAACACGCAUCACUAAUAGGGGCAUGUUAACCCUUAAUACUACAUAUGUAUGUAAAUUAAACAUUGGUUAUCCACACUAAAAUUAAUGAAAGAACAUCCAGAAAUGGAAUCACAGUUCAAUAGUUCAUUCUUAUAUUUUCAAAAACAUCUGUGUUCCUUCACACAGAUCUUAAAAUACAGGAGGUCCCCUUUGUAUAUUAAAUGAAAUACAUUUCCAGUACAUGAAUGAAAAACAUUAAUUAUCCACCCUCGAGUAAACGGGGAAAAAAUAUAUUCAAAAACAGAAUCACAAUCUAAUGAUUCGCUCUUAUUUGCUCAAUAAAACACCAAAGUUCCUUCACACAGAUCUUAAAAUAUGGGAGGUAUUCGUUAUCUGUAUAACAAACUGCAGAAUAGAUACACAUGUUAGAGGCAAUGAUUAACCAAAGCUACAUUCAUAAAUGAACAAGUGUCCCUUCCAGAGGAGCAUGCAUCAUUAAAGGACAUUCAAAUGUAUCCAAAACUAUCCAUGUCCAAUCACUGAGAGGUGACACGCACUCCUGAUGGAGACAUGUUAUUCCUUAAUAUCACAUGUCAUAUGUGCGAAUGAAAACUAUUAGUUAGUUGUCUGUUCAAACUUUGCAUUAUCUCUAGUCAAUGAGAAAAUAUAACUACUCCCCAAACAAAAAUAGUAAGUUGAACGACAAUCAAAGAUGUCAUUAUCCAAUCACUUUAAUAGGCAACACACACCCCUUAAGGGGGUGUGUUAUUCCUUGAUGUUGCAUGUCAUAUAUAUUAAAGAAGGCCAUUGGUUGUCCAUUCAGGUUUCAUCGAUUCACAAACAAGUGAGAAAGAGUAAUAAAGCAAAACUACAGUACAAUGGUUCACUCAAGGCUAUUACACAGAACAUCAAUAUUUCUGUGCACAUAUCUCAUUUAUAUGUGUGCGUUGCCUAUUACAGUGAUUGGAUAAUGACCUUUGAUUGUUGUUCAGUUUUCUAUUCAUGUUUGGAGAGUAGUUAUAUUAUUUCAUUGGCUAGAGAUACAGUAAAGUGUAAACAGAUAACCAGUAGUUUUCAUUCACACAUAUGACGCAUAAUAUUAAGGGAUAACACACCUCUGACACAUAAUAUUAAGGGAUAACACACCUCCAUCAGGAGUGCAUGUCACCUCUCACAGUGAUUGGACAUUGAUAGUUUUGGAUACAUUUGAUUGGCCUUUAAUGAUGCAUGGUACAAAAAGAUUACAGAACUGUGUUCCUCUGGAAGGGAAAAUUUGUUUGUUUAUAAAUGUAGCUUUGGUUAAUCAUUGCUUCUAUCCUGCUUAUCCAUUCUGCAGUUUGCUGUACACAUAACUGAUACCUCCCGUAUUCUAAGAUCUGUGUUAAGGAACUUUGGUGUUUUAUUGAGCAAAUUACAGUAAAUCAUUAGAACAUGAUUCUGUUUUUGAAUGUAUUUUUUUCCAGUUUACUUGAGGGUGUAUAAUGUUUUUCAUUAUUGCAUAUGAUAUGUAUUUCAUUUUAUACACAACGGGGAUCACCUGUAUUUUAAGAUCUGUGUGAAGGAACUAUGAUGUUUUUGAAUAUAUAAGAAUGAACUGUGUAAGAAUGAGCUAUUGAAUUGUGAUUCCAUUUUUGGAUGUUCUUUCAUUAAUUUGAGUGUGGAUAACCAAUGUUUCACUUACGUACAUGAUAUGUAGUAUUAAGGGAUAACCGUGCAUGUUGUCUCAUAUAGUGAUUGGAUAGUGUUAAACUUCAACAUACCUGAUUGGUUUUAUCGAUUUGUGAAUGUUCUCUAGUUGGUAACCAGUGAUUUCCUUUUACAUACAUUAUACGCAACACCAAGAGAUGACACUCCUGUAUAAGGAGCACGUGUUUCUACAUAGUUAUUGAAUAAUGCUAGCAUCUAACAUAUCUGAUUGCUUCUUUUAUUAUACAGCUCAUGAAUGAUUCUUGUCCUUUGUAAUUUGUAUGUAUAAACAUUAGUGUUCCAACCAGUGAUUUGAAGAAUUUAAGGUUAUGGUGAAUACUUGCAUUGUGAUUUGUUCACAAGGCAAGGGAUUUGCAUUAAGUGAAUUUAGAUUGAUUAGAUGUACUUUAAAUAGUUAACUAAGCCGUGUUUUAUUAGAUCUGUAAAGAGUUGUUUGAUAACUCAAAAGCACCUAUUUCUUUUUAUUAACUUUUGUUUUAUUAAAGUAUAUGUUCCUGACUGUAGUAGCCAGACUGUUUUGUUUUUUGCAGUUUUAUCCAUUUUGUUCAGUUCCGACUUUUGGGAGCUGCUGGUUUUGGCUUGUUUUUUAUUGCAGGAUUUGUACUUGUCUAUAGCACUGCAUUUGUAAUUGGCUCCAAUAAACACCAAUUUGUAAACA
Molecule: messenger RNA, 4509 nt
Organism: Protopterus annectens (West African lungfish)
Lineage: Eukaryota; Metazoa; Chordata; Ceratodontiformes; Protopteridae
Product: tetraspanin-36-like
Exons: 7
Coding region: 140-1045 (301 amino acids)
Biological process (GO): protein maturation; regulation of vascular endothelial growth factor signaling pathway; protein localization to plasma membrane
Cellular component (GO): membrane
Source: RefSeq, a predicted model, not a curated record